Molecule: messenger RNA, 1331 nt
Organism: Musca vetustissima
Lineage: Eukaryota; Metazoa; Arthropoda; Insecta; Diptera; Muscidae
Gene: MFS18
Product: voltage-gated purine nucleotide uniporter SLC17A9
Exons: 5
Coding region: 10-1329 (439 amino acids)
Biological process (GO): transmembrane transport
Molecular function (GO): transmembrane transporter activity
Source: RefSeq, a predicted model, not a curated record
UUUACCAUUAUGAGUAUGGAUGAGAAAUUAAAAUAUUCUCUAUUAAGAAAUGAACUAGUAGAUACUCAAUCAUUAUGGACUCGUCAUGAAAAACGUAUUUGGUUUAUAACCCUAAUAACCGGCACUUGUAUGCUGUAUUCGACAAGGACCACAAUGCCCUUACUGGUACCAGCGGUGGCAGGUGAAAUGAAAUGGAGCAAAACUGAUUCAGGAACAGUAUUGAGUUCAUUCUUUUGGGGUUAUACAUUGACACAGGUGGUUGGUGGCUAUUUCAGUGACCGCUUUGGAGGCCAAAGAGUUAUACUGUUUGCAGCAAUUGGCUGGUCACUUAUCACAUUUCUAAUGCCCAAUAUAAUAUGGUGGGCACCAAAUGCUAAAGGUUAUGCCAUUCCAUUUAUCGUUACUGUACGUAUUAUUAAUGGAGCAUUUCAGGGUGUUCAUUUUCCCAGUAUGAUUAGUUUAACAAGUCAAAAUCUCUGCUCAAAUGAACGCACAAGUUUCUUCGGUCUACUUACCUCGGGUUCGGCCAUUGGCACAUUACUUACCGGCAUAUUGGGUUCAUUUGUUUUGGACUACUUUGGCUGGUCAUAUGUAUUUCGUGUCAUUGGCUUUAUGGGCAUUGCUUGGGCUUUGGUAUUGCGUUAUUAUGCCAUGGCUGGAGAACGUAAUCGCAUCAUAAAUGUAUCAUUGCCAUCACGGUUGUGUGUUAAUAAGGCCAAUGUGGAUACAGUGCCGUGGUUAAAAUAUUUCAGUAAAUUAUCAUUUUGGGCGUGUGUCCUAACGCAUGCCUGUGAAAUGAAUUGUUUCUUUGUAUUACUCUCAUGGUUGCCAACAUAUUUUCAUGAUGGAUUUCCCCAUGCCAAGGGUUGGGUGGUAAAUAUGAUUCCAUGGUUGGCUCUGCCGCCAAGUACAUUUUUUGCCAAAUAUCUAACUGGUAGAUUAUUGGCAAGAGAAUGGUCCAUGUCGGCGGUUAGGAAAAUAAUACAAAGCUGCUGUUUUGCUGCACAAAAUUUAGCUCUAUUCAUAAUGAGCCGAACAACAGACUUUCAUACAGCAUUAAUAUGCAUGACAGUGAUUAUUGGUGGCACUGGUUUCCACAACAAUGCUGUGACUGUAAAUCCCCAAGACUUGGCCCCAUCUCAUUCGGGCAGUGUUUUCGGCCUCAUGAACACGGUGGGCGCCAUACCGGGUUUCCUGGGCGUCUAUUUGGCCGGUCAUAUUCUCGAAGUAACACAAAGUUGGCCAAUGGUGUUUAGUGCAGCAGCCGGCAUAAACCUGGUUGGCUGGAUAAUAUUUGUGGUCUUUGGCUCAGCUGAGGCUAUUGUGUGAUU